UUUUAUUUUGAAAAAUAUUUGCAACCAACAAAAAUUGGUAAGAAACUAUUUAGUUGUGGGAGAUAUGAAUUUCAAAAUAGUAAAGUGUAUCGUUUUUUAUUUAAAAGAAUUAGCUCAAAUCAUCUUUUUAAUCUGGAAAAUGAAUGAGUACAGCUAAAUGACAUUAUGAUAUUUUUGUGAUUUUGGAGAAAAAAAUGAUAGUGAGCUUUGUAAUUUUCUUUUUUUCCAAACACUCAAUUUAGGCUUAGAUCUUAUUUAUGAGUAUUACUUAUUACCGCUUAAAAAAUUUAAUUGUGGAGAACUUUCUUUCUCUUCAUAUAUCAUUUAUAAACCAUUUUAUUUAGAAAAAUUACAAAAAUAGAAAAAUGGAGAAUAAUUAUAGGUUUUUUAUUUUAAAAGGGAAAUACAUAAAAAAUAACAUAGAAAGAUAGAAAUAGACUAAGGAUUAAGUAACAUAAAAAUCAAACUUUUAAUAUUUUGAAAGGUAAGAUUAAAUAUUGAUGUGUAUAGAAUAAGCAUUAGAGAUCAAAAUUAAUAAAAAGGUUGA
Paramecium sonneborni is the source of this 547-nucleotide messenger RNA. NCBI's taxonomy places the organism in Eukaryota, Ciliophora, Oligohymenophorea, Peniculida, Parameciidae. The record is from the annotation of a GenBank genome assembly.